Triticum turgidum subsp. durum (durum wheat) is the source of this 954-nucleotide messenger RNA. NCBI's taxonomy places the organism in Eukaryota, Viridiplantae, Streptophyta, Magnoliopsida, Poales, Poaceae. The record is from the annotation of a GenBank genome assembly.
AUGUCGAGGGUCCGGGACAGGACGGAGGACUUCAAGGAGUCCGUUCGCGUCGCCGCGCUCUCCCAUGGCUACACGGAGUCGCAAUUGGCCGCGCUCAUGUCGUCUUUCAUCAUCCGGAAGCCGUCGCCCAAAUCGCCGUUCACAAAUGCAGCAAUCAAGACGCUUGAGAGCAUCAGGGAGCUCGAGAAGUUUAUAGUGAAGCACAGGAGGGACUAUGUGGACAUGCAUCGCACCACGGAGCAAGAGAGGGACAACAUUGAGCAUGAAGUUGGUAUUUUUGUAAAAGCAUGCAAGGAACAGAUAGAUAUCCUAAAGAACAGGAUCCUUGAAGAUGAGAGGAAUAGAAGAGCGAACACAUGGCUUGGCACAAGAGAUGAGACUUCCCGGUUAGACUUGAUAGCUCACCAGCAUGGUGUGGUUUUGAUUUUGAGCGAGCGUCUCCACUCAGUAACUGCACAAUUUGAUCGCCUUAGGUCCCUGCGCUUUCAAGAAGCUAUUAAUAGGGUGAUGCCAAGAAAGAAGAUUAAGAAGAAGCCAGAAAUAAAACCUACUGAACCAUCCAAGUCAAACCUUGUAUUGAAAUCUGAUGUCUCGAAGGUUGAAGAUCGGGAGGUAUCAACUGCGCCCUUAAGAGUUCAAGAACAACUCUUGGACGAUGAAACACGAGCUCUCCAGAUGGAGUUGACCAAUCUUCUUGAUACUGUCCAAGAAACGGAGACAAAGAUGAUAGAGAUGUCAGCACUUAAUCAUCUUAUGUCAACACAUGUUCUACAGCAAGCUCAGCAGAUUCAAUAUUUAUACGACCAGGCAGUGGAAGCAACGAACAACGUGGAGCGUGGGAACAAGGAGCUAUCCCAGGCGAUCCAGCGGAACAACAGCAGUAGAACCUUUCUCCUGCUUUUCUUCUUUGUUCUUACUUUCUCUGUUCUGUUUCUUGACUGGUACAAAAACUGA